AUGCGCAAUGGCGACGGUUACGGCAACUUUGGGCGGUCGACCGACGACUAUGACCCAUUUGGCGACAGUAGAAACAGAAUAGACCGGUACAAUAUCCAGCCACCAUCAUCACAGAGUCUCCGUAACAUGCCGUCGCGACCGCGCGCUCAGGAGUCGAGCGCUGAGAGACAGAUAACUCAGGUCUUGGAACACAUCAGGGGCGAAUGGCCGUCUCUGUGUCGGGAAGACUGCGUGCCUGUUCAGCUAGCGCUCCAGCUGCUGGAUAACAGCUCGGUUGGUCGCGCUCACGACUACCGCAGGUUCCAGACGACGCAUACGUAUCUCCAGGACUCGCUGAAGAACAUUGUACACGAGCAUCACCAGGGCUUCAAUAGUUCGAUCGGUACAUUUCACAAGAUUCAGAGCAGCAUUCAGGUCUCCCAAAAGCGAGUCCGAGCUCUCAAGGAGUCGUUGUCAUUGUCAAAAACGAGCCUGUGCGCUACAGAUCCAGGACUAAAGAUUCUCUCUGAGGAGUCGAAAGCUUAUGACGACCUUUUACAAACGCUAAACGAACUGGACGACCUCCGAGCUGUUCCUGAUCAGCUAGAGGCUCGUAUCUCCGAGAAGCGGUUCUUGACGGCGGUCGAGGUGUUGCAAAAUGCGCUACGAAGACUAAGAAAGCCCGAACUAGACAAUAUUGGAGCCUUGAGUGAUCUAAGAAGCUACCUCGCCAAUCAGGAAACUGUUCUCAUGGAUAUUUUGGUGGAAGAGCUGCACGAGCACCUCUAUUUGAAGUCUCCGUACUGUCAACAGAGGUGGUCGAGCUUGGCUAAGAACCGAGGCGGAGCCAACGAGGGUAAUCACAACGAAGACAACACCGUUACCCCGUUCUACCUAAUCUUGGACUCGAUUGAUUUUGAGAGGCCGGUCAUAGAAGAUCCCAUGAAAAACCCAGAAGCGGACACGUUUUAUUACGUAACUCUCCUUGUCGAGGCGUUGAACAAACUGGGAAGACUGCAGAACGCUGUAGAGACUUUGAAGCAGAGGUUACCUGUUGAGCUGUUCAGCGUCGUUACUGAGACGAAUAAUGAAGUCGAGCAGCGGCACCCAACUUCGUUCCGUGCUACCAUUGGAAAGCUCGACGGAGUGCAGAUAUACAGCCCCAGAGAAAUGCAGAUGCGAGCAGACGUCAUUUAUGACCUUCUUUGGACACUUUACGGCAAGUUCGAGGCUAUUGGAGAAGGGCAGCGCGUGUUUCAUGAGUCUAUUAAAGCUCUUAUUCGCCGCGAAGGCUCCGGCAAUAAUAUUGCCCUGCUUGGCAGUUUCAAGGAGCUAUGGAAUCUCUACCAAAACGAGAUACGGUCCCUUCUACACAAUUAUGUAACAACAGACGCCGAUGUUUACCAAUUCGAUUCUCCUACACCAGGAGUAGGUGCUGGUGGCAAAGAUGGCAUGCGAGAACACCUAUUCAAAUUUUCAGAGAUGGAUUCCAAAUCCACCGAAGUCACUACAGAGUACGAUGCGCUGGAGAGUAUCAUUCAAGCUACAGUUCCUGGCUUGACGGGCGGUUCUCGAAAACAGGGCUCUGAUAGCAAGAGGAACAAGUCAACCGCUGACGACGCCGGGUCAAGACGAAGCGCUAUGUACGGUGCGGCCCGGCAGGCAUCGGGUCCUUCCAAGUCCUUGGUUGAGCCAAGCGUUUUCAAUAUGAGUCUGCUCUUACCGCCGACACUUAUCUUCCUGCAGCGACUAAAGAAUAUUGUACCUCCUGGUUCUGAUCUGGCCACGAGCACGUUAACCAGCUUCCUCGAUAAUUUCUUGGUCAAUGUAUUCCAGCCGCAGCUGGAUGAGACUCUUGGAAAGCUGACCGACACCGUUUUUGGUGAGGCCGACUCCUUUUCGCAGGAUCCCGCUUGGAGCCAAUGCUCUCAGCGACCAAUCUUUAAGGGAACCACCGCGUUCUUCCAAGUGGUCACCGCGUUCUGCCGAAUGCUUGGCACCAUUCCUCCGGACCAGGCCUUGAGUUCUCUCAUCGUCACCCAAAUGAUGAGAUAUUAUGACCGCUGUUUCAGCUGGUUCCAGUCACUCGUGACUAAGAGACACGAUCAGCCUUCUGAUUCGAACAACUUGCGAGCAUCCGCCCGCUUUUCUGUGCAAUCUGGCAAAGUGAACGAAAUAGCAAAGCAACUUUCAGACGAGCUGGAUGGCAGCUUGAUGAAGGAAGAGGUGCAGCUUCUUAUUCAGAAGACAAACGUCCAGCGGCUGGGGGCAAAUGACGUUAUCCAGGACCGAGACACGAUAUCAUCCUUGUGUCUUUUAUACAACAGUAUGAGAUGGCUGGCUGCGAAGAUUCAAAGCUUGAGGCAUAUAACAGCGCAUGAGACGGAUUCGUCACGGCAGCAUCUCCCACGCCAGUCAGGCCAACGGUGGGCGUUGAGUGAUCCUAGUAAGGCUUCGAGCCAGAAUCAAGUGCAGCUUCCUCUUACGGAAGAGACAGCCCAAAACUUUGACAAUAUUGUGUCGUCUUUUGAAGAGCUGGCUGCUACAACUCUAUUAACCUUGCACAUGGAAGUGCGAUGUCGGGUAAUCUAUUCGCUGCGAAAUACUCUGUCGCCAGACUUGGCGCCGUAUAUCCUAGAGCAGGACGUAAGAGAGCCAGAUCCCCAAAUCAUCAGUCUCAACCAAGAGCUGAUUCUUUUGGAUGAAACAAUCGUGCAAUUCUUGAGAGAGAAGGAAGUUUUAUUCAUACGCACUGGGCUUGGCAUCCUGAUCAACACUUUCUUGGUCAAGAAUGCCACUCUAGCCUCUCCCAUGAACGACAAAGGAUGCCAACGCAUGCAGCUGAAUAUUCUCGUUCUUCAGCAGAACCUCAAAAAUGUCGAAGAUGGAACCGACCUAGCAAAGGCCGCAAGCUACUUCUCGCUCUUCGAAAGGGGUCCAGAUGCUAUCAUUGAGAAGGCAAGAGAGUACAAGGACAGGCACGGAAUGGGAACGCUUUCCAUUGAUCCCAAUAGCUUCUCAUACGACGAGCUCAAGGCUUUGAUUGAGCUCUGCUAUAGCGAACAGAUGGCAAACCCGGAGAGAGGCAUCACGUCGGCCGCCAGGAGACAGCUAGAUGAUAAGUUUGCGAGGUUGAGUGAGUUUAAGUGGGAUUAA
Messenger RNA from Trichoderma asperellum CBS 433.97, 3135 nucleotides. It is a transcript of the gene SEC8, whose product is annotated as exocyst subunit. Gene Ontology annotation, biological process: Golgi to plasma membrane transport; exocytosis. Lineage: Eukaryota; Fungi; Ascomycota; Sordariomycetes; Hypocreales; Hypocreaceae. The record is from RefSeq and is a predicted model, not a curated record. Gene Ontology annotation, cellular component: exocyst.